Molecule: messenger RNA, 9824 nt
Organism: Diabrotica virgifera virgifera (western corn rootworm)
Lineage: Eukaryota; Metazoa; Arthropoda; Insecta; Coleoptera; Chrysomelidae
Product: protein C-ets-1-like
Exons: 10
Coding region: 524-2107 (527 amino acids)
Biological process (GO): regulation of transcription by RNA polymerase II; cell differentiation
Cellular component (GO): nucleus
Molecular function (GO): sequence-specific DNA binding; DNA-binding transcription factor activity, RNA polymerase II-specific
Source: RefSeq, a predicted model, not a curated record
CUAUUCAUUCUGUGGCUGUUAUACAGGUGCGCGUUAUUUUCUUUACUCUUCUGUUUUCAAUGCGUUUUGUUGUUUGUUCUCCGUUCUGCAUCAACGAGAAACUAUAUUCUUUUGUGUUGUUUCGUGAAUUUUGAAAUAUACUACGUUUUCGUAAAAUAAUCGUGUAACUCGAUACUUUUAUCCCGACAGUGAAACGUUCUUUGUCAGUUUUGUUAAAAGAUUUUGUUGUUGUGUGUGAAAUCUACAAGUGAAUUUAAACUUUUGAAGUGGUCAGAUCUACGUCCAUUGGUUAGAUUGAUCUGUGACAUGUGUAAUGGAUCUUUGAGGAAAACCUGGAUGACAUAGCGAGAAAAAUUGACAUAAAACUGGCCUCGGAUGUUCAAGCAGACACCAUACAGUUUUUUUAUAUUCUUCAAAGAAAUUAAGUGACAUUAAAUGUUCAGUUAAACUGAUAGCAAUAUGACAUUUCGUGUGAUAUUUCAGUGAUAUAUUUAUUUUUAAACGUAUAUUUAUUAUCUAGUCAAUGUGCAGAGACAUUACUAGCGGUAUGGGAAUAAAAACAAUGAAGGCUUUUAGCAGGCAAAAAGAUAUUCCCACGCAAGUGCCGCCGCUGACGCCUGGCACGAACAAAACUAUGGCAGAGGCGCUCAAAGCGUCUUUCGCCUCUUGGGAAAAAGAACAAAUAAGAUUAAAUAUUACCAAAGAUCCACGCCAGUGGAGUGAAAAUCACGUAGCCCAUUGGUUACAAUGGGCUGCUAAAGAAUUUUCUUUAGACUGUAUACCCUUAAAUCAAUUUAGGAUGAAGGGUAAAGAUAUUUGUGCGAUGGGAAAAGAUGCGUUUUCCGCAAGGGCUCCUGCGUUUGUUGGAGAUAUCUUAUGGGAACAUCUAGAGCUACUUCAAAAAGAUGUUGAAAAAGAACGAGCUCUCCAUAGCCUCUAUGAACCAAUUUGUGUUCCAGAACUGACGUAUAUUGAUUACACUCAAACUCCGACUGCUCUAUCUCCGACAGAAGAUAGGAAACCAAUUACUGUUAAUCCUCCUCCACCUCAGAAUAAUAACACACCUCCAAACAAUAAUAAUUUCCUUCAUGAAGGAGUUUAUGGCCAACUCCGGAGCCCUGCCUGCCCUCCUCCACCAGAAGAUUUAAGAGACGAUGGAUCUCCGCCUCCGGGUGCGCCUCAAACCAAUUAUCUUCAGCAAUUGCAGAGGAGUCCCGCGUACCACCAUUUAAAAGAAGGUUUUAAAGGAUCGUGUCCUCCUGGCACUGACUCGUCGGGGGGUAAUUUUGGAGCGAUGGAAAAUAACCUGCCAACACUAAACAACGACGAUGGGUCCCAUCUUUUCCCAACUCCACAUUUCUCGCCUGAUGAACAGUAUCAAGCUCUGGAUAGCCAUCAGCAGAAUUACCUAGAUAAUUCACCUGAAUUUUAUUCUAAUCAUAUAUUAGAGCAGAAAUAUAAUCCACAUAGUUAUGUUACGAAAUAUAGAGGUGCUGGACGAUUCAACGACGCAUACUCAGAUACCUACGGAGCGCCGUACGAUACGUUCCAGACCGUGCCCAGUGGUGCCAAUAGUGGGCCGGAACAGUGGGGACAUAACCCCGAAUUAACGUUAGGUCAUCAUCCCCAUACACAUCCUGCAUUUUUAACGGCAGGAAUGACAAGAGAUCAACUGAAUGCAAUCCAAGAUACGAAGCCUAUGAUUCAGAAUGGUAUGAUUACCGGAUAUCCUGGAAAUCCUACCACUGGAGGACCAUGUUUUACAGGUUCAGGACCGAUUCAACUCUGGCAAUUCCUCCUAGAGCUUCUUACCGAUAAGUCUUGUCAAGCUUUCAUUUCUUGGACCGGUGAUGGCUGGGAGUUCAAGCUGACGGAUCCGGACGAAGUUGCAAGGCGAUGGGGUAUCAGAAAAAAUAAGCCGAAGAUGAACUAUGAGAAAUUGUCCCGCGGUCUUCGCUAUUAUUAUGAUAAGAAUAUAAUACACAAGACUGCCGGUAAACGUUACGUUUACCGAUUCGUAUGUGAUCUGCAAACGUUGCUGGGAUACACUCCCGAAGAGCUUCACGCUAUGGUUGACUUGAAGCCCGAAAAAAAAGAAGAUGACUGAAUGGAUAGAUAACCUUCAAAUCUACUAAAAAAAUACAAAAAAAAAUCGAAACAGGCAUUAAUAAAGUUUAAUGCCGUCCGUAUUGUAGUUAAAUACAAUAAUUACUAUAUAGACAUGUUCCAAAUAAACAUAUUUUCUUAUUUGAAAUUUAAAUAGGAAGGUAUAUUGCAAAAAGACAAUGUUACAAGCGAUUUAAUUCAAUAAUUUUUUGAGGGGACGCUACAAAUGUCAAAAUAACAACAAAUUGAUAUCAAUUUUUACGAACAAAUAUACUAAAAUGUCAAUUAUAUAUCGUUAGCCGUGCCAUUUUAAACAGUCGUUUUACUUUCAAGAUACUCCUCAUUCUUGCAAAGCAGUUUCACAUGUAUUAGAUUUUAGAAUAAUAACAUAUUAAUUGUGAAGUCAGAAAUAAUACAGUUCUUUGCAGAGUUCUGUUCAGAACGUAAUGUAUUAAUUUCAACGAACUGUCAAUACUGUAUUGACAGUUCAUUCAUUAAUUUACAGUGAUACUCCUUCCAUUUAGUGAUAGCAAAUACUAUAGACUGUAAUACAUACAACUCUUGACAUUUCCCGUUAAUUUUGAGGAAGCAAAAAAUAGCGCCAUCUAGCGGUAUGAGUAGGAUAACCAGAGCAAUCUAACCUUACAUUUAUAAAAUUGUUUUAUUAUUGUUUUUGUAUAAGUGUUUGAACUAUUUUUAUUUUAAUUUAAUUUAACAAAAUUAGCUCGUUAUUCAAAAAUUUAUAAAAUUAAAUUUGAAUGUUUACGUCAAAUUUUACGUUGUCAAAACGUAGUUCAACUCAAGCUGACAGUGGCGCUAGUGGCAACGUGCUUCCAGAUUUCUGUGUGAGUUGGAUGUAUUACAGUCAAUAGUAUUUGGCGAUACUCCUAUAUCGUGUGGUAUUUUUCUGUUUAUACACACAACCAAACUUAAAAGGAACUAUCUGUCAUUUUUUAUUAUUCCAAGCGAAUUCAAGAAAACAAUAUACGAAUUCAACCAAUGUUUAUUUUAAAACUAUUUAAUGAGCAAUAAUAUAAAAAAUUAAAGAAAACAAUAAAUUCCUGAAAUAACAAAUUAAAACGAUUUGUUUUGAAGUGAGUAACAAAUUUACUUAUUAAGCCUUUGGCCAAUUUUAAUAGAAAAUGAUAGGAAGGUGAAAAACAAUGAUCAUGAUCUAUCCAACCUUUAGAUACUCGAUGUAAAUGUAGAUAGUUACCACUAAAAUUUUAUCUCUAAUGAAUCGUUAGUAGGUAUAACUAUUAAAAUAUUUUUUAUUAUUAUCUUUUAUUAGUUUAUUAUUACGUCUUAGGAAGGAAUCCUAAAUAUGAUAAAUAAAACGCAUACUGUAAACUGAUCUUCAAAUUUUUAUAGAAGUAUAAUUGUUAUUAUUCUAAAAACAAAAUUUAAUGUUGAAGUGUUUUGCAAAUAGUCUAAAAAUUCUUAUUUUCACAUUUUAUACAGAAUUUUUAUAUUAUACACUAAAGGAAAAAUAUUUUUUUAAAAGUUUGUUCUAGAUAAUAAGUGUGAUCGAAAGUUGACAAAUAAAUACUCAAAAUCAAUUUGUUAAUUUUCCGAUGUUAUUAUGCGUUAUUCGCAUCGCCAUAUUUGUAAUCUUUAUACUAUUACCUAUUAUUGCCAAAAUAAUUGAAGAGGGAAAAAUAAAUUCACAAAAAUCGAAUUUGAGAAAAUAUAUUUUCGAAAAUGCUUUUCAAUAUUAUAUUAGAUAAAAACACAUUAGCAUUAGGAUGUUUUUAAAUUUAACAAUAUUUAGCACCAGUAAAUAAAAAAAAAUACAGGUCUCUCGUCAGUUAAAAAGCAGAAAAUGUCUUUUAAAUUUUUAAUUUGAAAGACAGACAAUUUUUUUAAUUAUUCCUGUAAUUAAUAUCUCUCUGUCAGAUAACAUGUAUAAUCUUAACGUAUAUCUACGUCUAAAGUAGUAUAAAAUCCAAGUGAAUCUACUGCUUAAACUCGCAUGGUCAAAAAAUGACGUGGUCCUAUGGAUGAGCAGAACGGCAAGAAAUGGAACUGUUCCGAUGGUAGGUUACGGAAUCAAUUAAAAAUAAGUGUAAACAACGAACAGUAAUAUUUAUUUUAUUUUUGGUUAAAAUGCGUGCUUAUUCAUCUCGUAAGAGGGUUGUUUAUUGUUUUGGUGCAGCGAGGGUGCGUCUGAACUGCCUGCCUGCUGUGACGAUACUGCCUGAGACCACAACACGGUCAUCAUGUUUGCGGUUUUACAAUAUGGCUAGAAAAAUGCAAUAAAUUACUACAUCUGGCGUUUUAAAAGCUCAGAACCUUUCUGUAGCAUUCCCAAAGCGCGUUGACAUAAGGUCUGAUAAAGUAAUUAAUUUAUGGGGAACAGUUCGUUAAACUCGCACCAAAAACAUUAGGGAUACAUUUCGUUUCGUAAAAUUUCUUAGCAUCUGGUUUGUAUAUUAAAUGUGAAUUUUAUAUGACCGUUUUGAGAAAACUUAUUAAAAAAAUUAAAUUAGCAAAAAUAGUAAUUAAAGCGUGUCGCCACAGAACGUUGCGACUCGGUGUUACUCAUUCCAUUGAAGCUGGAGGAUAGACAGAAACUAUGGUAAUAAAAUAGUUAACCAUAUUGUUUUACAGUUUUGUGUGAGCACAAUCCUAGUUGCAAGAAACCAGAAGAAAUGAUUGGCACAUAUAAUAUCUACAAUUCAUUACCACGACAAUUAAGGCAUAUAUCCCAUUGUUUCACAAACUGAUUUAUACCGUGCUUAAAGAAUUCUUGUAGCUGUUGCUCAAAGAAUUAUUUUAUGGCAUUUUGUACUUUGUCCGACUGAAAACGACCACCUUUUAAUGCUUUUUUCUCUGGCCUAAAGAUUUGAAAAUCACUGAAAUAAAUCUGGACUAUAGGGUGGAUGCUCUAAUAUCCUCUAUUUCUUUUAUUGUAGAUUUUCUUUCAAUUCUUUGGCAACAUGAGACCAAACAUUGUCGUGCAAAAUGUGAGAUUUGCUUGAUGGAGCUUGUUCAAAGUUUCAUUAUACAGGUUUGCGUUGUUCAUUAUACAGAUUGUUAACACCAAAUGCCAUUUUUAGUCACAAUACUUAAAAUCGCAGUUAAAUACAAAUAGUAGGAAUUGAUCAAUGUGACGUUUACGAACUUUACUAACAUUGCAGAACGUCAGUUGAGUGAUAACUUUCCAAGAGUAACCUAACCAAAGAUGGGUUUCAAUUGAAGAGGCGUUUAAAUUAAAAAAAUAUUGUUAUCUAAAAUUCUGCACCUUCGACCGUUGGCAAUGUUCUUACAGACGGAGAGGCAGCGCUGAAAAAUCUCUUUGAAUUUACUAAAGCUAAAUUUUUCACAUUUGAUUACUGUGAUUGUGUAGAGUAACAUACUGCGGUCGGUCAAGCGAAACGUAGAACAGGGGUUACUGAGAGGGUAUCAAAGUUGCUUUCCUACGAAGGUAAUGCAAUCAAUUUAGUAUGGCUGAAAAUCAGUACACACAUUCUAAAUUAAAUAUAAAUAAAAGUUAUUAUAGUCGGUCAGCUGUAUGACGGGACAGAGCCGGUCGGUCGAACCCAAUGAAUGUACAGGGUUAUUCACUAUAUUUUGACCCCCUUGUAAACUGCUUUAUUUACAGAAUUAGAAAAAAAUGUAAAAUACAAAAGUUAUUCGAUUUUCAAAUUAUGCCUUUUUGCCAUAUAUAUCGUACUAGUGACGUCAUCUUAUAAAUAAGAAAAUAAUGAAUUUAUUAACUUUUCGACGCCCAUGUCGGGUGUCGUUGUCAAAAUACAAAAUAAUACUAAAAGUAAUAAUAAAAAUGUAUUUUACAUUUUUUUCUAAUUCUGUAAAUAAAGCAGUUUACAAGGGGGUCAAAAUAUAGUGAAUAACCCUAUACAUUCACUGGGGCCGACCGACCGGCUGUCCCGUCAUACAGCUGACCGACUAUAAUAACUUUUAUUUAUAUUUAAUUUAGAAUGUGUGUACUGAUUUUCAGCCUUAGUGAAUGGAUUGAAUUACCUUCGUAGGAAAGCAACUUUGAUACCCUCUCAGUAACCCCUGUUCUACGUUUCGCUUGACCGACCGCAGUAUGUUUCUCUACACAAUCACAGUAAUCAACUGUGAAAAAUCUAGCUUUAGUAGAUUCACAGAGAUUUUUCAGCGCUGCCUCUUGGACUAUUAUUUUUAAUAUAACUAUCCAUCCCAAUACGCUAAAAUGUAAAUAUUUGUGUGAAAGUUUAUUACAUUAUCCCAUUAUUAAAAUUUAUCCUUCUCGUGGAUAUGUGUACAAUUUUUCUCUAAUUCAGAUGUAAAAAUGUUUCGAAGAUAGAUUUUAAACUCAAAGAAAUACCCAAAGUUAUAGAUAUGGCGAUCGAUAACGAAAUUUUCUUAAGAUGUUACUUGUCUUAAACUCUCCCCUACCUGCACAAAUGAAAUCAUCAAAUAAGGAUAUUAAUCAACAACUGUGUGAUUCUAAGAUAAUAAUUAAAGUUAAAUUUUUGGUUAAAUGAAUGUAUAGUAUCACUUUUUUGUGGUGUUUUCUCUGCUUGUGAACAAAAUACGGUUAAAUGUUAAAACUGAUCAAAGACGAGAAGAAAAAACACCUUGUAAAUAUUAUUACUAUUGUGAUAAGUCUAUUGAAUCAAAGUUUAUAUUGUGAAGAUAAUGAGUCUUUUGUGAAAUACAUGUUGGCAGUUCAGAAAUUUAAAAAAAUCAUUUUAAAAUUAUUUACAGUUGUAUUUUGCCUUCGUCUGAAAAAUAGUCAACAGUUUAGAAAAAAUUACAGUACUUUACUUGUUUCUGUAAUAAAAUAACAUCUAGUUCAUAGUAUUUGCAGACUGUUUUAAUGGUAUUAAGUUCUACAAAAUAUUUAUUACCAUCUACUCCGUCCAAUUCAUUUUAUUACUUUAUAUUUGAUUAGCAUGUUUAAAAAAUAGAAUAAAAUAUAGUUAAUCGAUAAUUCUCGAUCAAAAUUCAAAUGUUGAAAGAUUAAUCAUGACAACUUAUGUUACAGAAACAAGAGGUAUUCAUUGUUUUCAGUGUAGAUACACCUCUCAAGUGCUCUAAACAAUUCAAUACUGUCUCGGUAGUUCUCUACAAGGUCACAAUACACCUCUAAGGGCUCUACACAAUUCGUUUGUUUGUACGCACAUUAAAAAACGUAUUUCUGUCCGCUUUCUCGGCAACACCUUUUCAAAGAGUAAAGGCUUUUGUUGCCGGUGUUGAGGAGGUUUUUGUCCUAUCCAAUUGCACCUUUUCAAAUCUGUUAUGGUCCUCUAUCUCUAGAUUAGAUGCUAUAGUCUGAUCCUGUUUAAAAGGUCUAAUAACUUUGAGGCUCAACAUUGUAGGUGCCGGUGGCUUUUAUUCGCCUAAUGCAAAGAACCGCGCAUUUUCCAGGCUGUCACACUGACAUAAAACAUGGACUCUCAUGGACAACUGAAACAUGGACUCUAAAAAAAUCGAUAGAAGAUCGAAGCCUUUCAAAUGCCGGGAGAGAACACAGAACCAACCUGUCAAUUCUGGAAGAGUUUCCUAUAAGAGACAGGCUAUGUUUGUUUACUAGCAGGUAUUGAACGAAACAAGUAAUAAAAUAAAACACAAGCAAUAAACACUAAUUACAACACCUGCUUAUAAAGUUUAUCCCUUCUGAUGGCCAAUAUUGAGAGAAAGCGGAAUUUCUCCAUAAGCGCAAUACAAUAAUAAUACACAAAUUCAAAUUGGUUUGUUGCUAAAUAUUUCAAAAAACAAUAAAGGAUAAUAAAGGCAAUAAAAUUUAGGUUAAGCUUACCCCGUCUGGCUGGAGACACAACUACCGAAAAAACAAACGAACGAAUUCGAUGUUACAUGUCUGUACACAUUCGGGUUUUGAAGGCAUCUCGUCCCUUAUCUCUUAGGGAAAGAAUUUUUGGAUUUCAAGUGGUCCGAUCCUCUUCUUCGCGACACAUGUGAAUUUCGAUAACAUGCUCGACAGGAACAACACCGGCGUCGGCAAGGGAAAAAAGGGACAUGAUUCCGAACUAUUUAAACAACCAAAUCAAUUUUAUGGGAUUUCCAACAGGCUAUUUAAAAAAGUAAACCCAGCCUCCCUAGGUGGAACUAUUGGUAGUAGAGGGAAAGACUCGUUUGAUUCUUAAAUCUCAUAUGGUGUAUCUCUCAACUAAAGUCAAAUCAAACAGACUUGAAUUUACUGGAGAGAUACAACAGAGAAUAGUCUUCACAGUUUUGGGAAAGUACAUCGGAUACCAUUUAACGCCAUCUUUACGGACUUAAUAUUUCUUUUCAUUAUUCUGCUCUUUUCCGAACAUUUCAUUAUAUAUUUGUUUAUAAACUUCUUCACCAUACUGGCACUAGGUUAAACAACUGUAAUCUAUUAGAUUUACAAAAGAAAUAGAACAUUAAUUUUCAAUACGUCGCUUUUUCAUUAUAAUGUUUGCCGCAGUUGUGAAAGAAACAGGACGAGGGAAAUAAUUCUGGACGAGUCUUUAUAGAUCCAGAAAACAAUGUUUUAUUACAAAACACUGGCCUUAAAAGUAUUAUUGAUUAAGGACACUAGUCGUGUCUUCUUCUUCUUGUAGUUCCUUCUCUUAUCGGAGGUUGGCUAUCAUCACAGCUAUCCGUACCUUAUUGGCGGCUGCGCUGAAAAGAUCUACUGAGCUGCGCCUAUACAUACUACUCUCUUAGGUUUCUCAGCCAGGAAAUUCUUAGGCUUCCUAUGGAUCUUUUACCCCUAAUUUUACCUUGCAUUAUGAGCCUUACAAUCUCAUAUUUCGCACCUCUGGUAAUGUGGCCUAAAUCUUCCAGCUUUCUUAUUUUGAUGUUCUUUGAAACCCUUUCUAAAAUUGUAAAAAUUAAUUGAAGUUUUCUUCUAGGAAUUGAAUUUUCUACCUAAUUUUCUGCAUACUCGUACAAAAUUAUUAUUAUUAUUUAUAUGAUAGCCACAGGUGCAGUACAUCAAAAAAUAAUUAAUAUACAUUAAAAAACUGAUUGCGUAAAAGAAAUAUUAAUUAUUACUAAACUUGUUGACUUAUUUUUUCGACGAUUCGUUUUGUUACUUGACAUUUUGUCAGCCUGCAAUAUUUUCAUUAAACUUUGUUCACCGUUUAUAUUGAUAAAGUUAUUUUUUAUACAUGUGGUCUCAACACUAAUCUGGUUUUUAGUGGGAUCAUUCUGAUUUUUUUACGGUACAAUUGUUACGAUUCUAUAAAAUUUAGACCAACUUACUAAUAAAGUCGAAAUUCAAUAUGAUUGUCAAAGUAUCGCUUAAAAAUGAUAGACUCUGGAGGGGCCCGAGACGAGAGACGAGUGUAGUUCAAUGACGGCAUGUUAAAAAAAAAGAAAAAUAACGGCUAAUUAUAUAGCCGCUUCGCAUCAGGUGUUUACUAAAUACAAAAUGUCUUUCCUGACGAUCCUAUUGAAUUUGAACUAGGUAUAGCUGUUCUGUAGCAUUAAUAAGAAAAAUACGUUUUAUAUAUAGCUACGUUUUCGGAAAAUUGUCUGAUAUAAUAUAGAAUUUGACCAGAUAAAGUUAUUGUUAUUCUUGUAUAAGAAUCAUGAAUUGUAUUUCCACUUCUAACCAGAUAUUUUUUGCAAGUAUGUUUAAGGUUUAAGUUAUUUUUAAAUUCGAACACGAGCGUUUAAAAAUACAGUAGCAGGUCUCGUUGUAUGGGAUCGUCUUUCUGUAUUUAUCUUUGUGUUUAUCAUACAUAUAAUUAAUGUACUAAAUGAAAUGUUUCAAUAAAAAUAUAUUGGUUUUA